CAACUCGUAGCUCGUAAAGAAAGGUACUGUGAAAAAUCCGGUUGUAAAAAUACGUUUUUAUACAAUGGUUUCCUCGGAAAAAGAGCCGGUAAACCCAACUAAAGACAAGAAAAAGUCCUCUAAAUUUUGUGUUGGUCGUGAAACGCACGAGAGAAUGAAUUUUCUCUACCAGGCCGCUGCGCUCAUGUCCCAUAUAAAUCCACAACUUUCCGCCUCUUACGGAAGGCUAACAAAAGCAAUUGGGAAAAAGGCUGUGCUUCGAAUGGAACCCGCGAUCAAGCGCACACUGUGUGUACGAUGUGGAGUUCUCCUAAAUCCUGCAUCUACCGCGGACAUUGAAGACUAUCGACACAAGCAACUCUGCUAUGUGCAGGUGAAGUGUAACCUAUGUGGAUAUGUUAAACGCUUUUAUAACAGUAAAAACCAUCAAUUAUGGUUGGAUAAUCCUAGCUCAUUGGUAGAGCGAAUCGAGUUCGAUUAAAAUAGGAAAUUUACGCCAACCACACAUCCACUCUUCCGGCAUAAGUGAUAUUUUUGCAUUGUAAAAGUAAAUAGAUACAAGACAUUUUUUUACAAAAAUAUAUGAUUUCGUUUAUUGAGCUACCAUUUUAAUAACUUACACAAACAAACAGUGUUACACUUUAUACAAUCAAAUGUUACAUACAUCAGCGCAGCUUAUUUGAGACAUAUAAAGUAUGGCACUUCCGGCGCUAAAUUGGCCGAAUUAUGAUUCUAUAUGCUGAUCCCAUUCCUUCCUUUCGCUCACUUACAUGUACGUUUUGUGAAUCAUCCGAAUAAGUCGCGUCAAGUCGCGUUGGACUUUAAAUUCUAGUAAUCGAACAAAUUCCUGCGGAUCUUGGCUUUGGCUCGUAGGAAAUUCGCAUUCCACUAUCUGGAAGACCAUCGACAAUAGCUUCGCAUUUUCAAUUUGUUUUUUCAAGGCGUAUGCAGGGGCCCACACUUUCUACGUCUCUUUCUACCCAACAGUUGCACGUUUGAUCCCUAAACAAUUCUGCCGCGCUCAGUCUUUCAUUUGAUUUCGUAUUCAUAACAUAGUUCGCUUACACAUCAUAACAUUUCUACUAACAUACUAACACUGUAAACAAUCUAAACUAACGUAACAUUAUGAGAGUAUGAAAAAGCAAUAUUUUUCAAAAUAGUAGCGUUUGAGGUAAAAAAAAGAUAAGAUAAUCAAAUAAGAAUUACAAUCGGGUAUCAGAACGAAAAAAAACGGAUUCUGAUUCGCAAGAAAUGUAUGUUUAACGUUAACUGUAUCACCCAUAAGUCGCUUAAUGUAGCAAAAAAAAAAAAAUAACAAAAUACACCUUAUCGAUAGUAGCGUAUAAGCUUAGAGCACUACCUA
Messenger RNA from Anopheles funestus (African malaria mosquito), 1363 nucleotides. It is a transcript of the gene Rpp21, whose product is annotated as ribonuclease P protein subunit p21. Bases 65 to 481 code for a protein of 138 amino acids. Gene Ontology annotation, cellular component: nucleolar ribonuclease P complex. The transcript is spliced from 2 exons. Gene Ontology annotation, biological process: tRNA processing. Lineage: Eukaryota; Metazoa; Arthropoda; Insecta; Diptera; Culicidae. The record is from RefSeq and is a predicted model, not a curated record.